Batrachochytrium dendrobatidis JAM81 is the source of this 1938-nucleotide messenger RNA. RefSeq lists its product as uncharacterized. Bases 1 to 1938 code for a protein of 645 amino acids. NCBI's taxonomy places the organism in Eukaryota, Fungi, Chytridiomycota, Chytridiomycetes, Rhizophydiales. The record is from RefSeq and is a predicted model, not a curated record. The transcript has a single exon.
AUGCAAACAACAGAGCCAGCUAAUGGCAUUCCAGCCAAGGUAUUCAGGACGACUCCUCCAACAGCAGCACUUCCACCAAGGCCUGUUCAACUAGAGUCUUUGUCUGAAUCCAACACAGAGCAUCCUGUACCAAUACUCUCACAACAGCAUAACAUGGCUGGUUUGUCUGGAACUAGGCAGCAGAAAAUACAAAAUGAUCGUCGUUUUGAAGCACAUGAAAAGCUUCAUAGCCAAGCAUUGUCAACUCAAAACAAGUUGGAUAGACAGCCCAACCCUACAAGCAAAUCAGCAGUUGAAUUGGCUUAUCAUCAUGAUGGACUUGCAUCUUCUAAACAUACGACUAUGAACAUGAGGGAUGCAUCGAGAGACUUUCAUGGCUCUGACAUGAUGGCGCCCAAUUCACCACUUUCCGGAUUUCAAUCCGAAAGACUCGCGCAGCCCCACCCAUCUCAAUCAUCACUAUCAGUGUCGGACCUUUCGACUCCGUAUGAAUCUCAACGACCUUGUAUAGGUGUUUCUCGUCAGGGAGCAUCUCAUAUUAUGCCACCAUUUUCAUCUAAUCAAAGACCUGUACCAUCUUUUAUGCUCAGUACCUAUCAUGACCAUCCAAAUCAUUCUACACUGCAUGCAACUGCCAUGAAUGAUCCAAAUCAGUAUGGUGAUGCUGGUUAUCUUCAACGUUCAGCCAUUCCAAACUCAAUAAGAAGACCUUCUGUUGGAUCGCAUAUGCAAUCAGAAUACUCGACAAUGAUGGUCAACAGACCUAGACACAAUGCAAAGGCACCACUCAAAAUUCUUUCAAAUGACGAUGACAACAAUCCCAGUCACAAAACAGGAAUUACUCAUAUGAACAGUGAUGCUACAUUAGCCUCUACUGCCUCACUCAGUAAGCAUCCUAUAUACAGUGAUGCUUUUAUAAAUGGUGGUUUGGAUGGUAUUUUAUCUCAAUCCAAACCACAAGCUCGAAGAUAUUGCUAUGGAAUGUGCAGUUGGAUGGGAUGUGUUGCUUCAAUCAUUGCUUUUUUCGUCUUGGUCAUAGUCAUUGGGGCACUUGCAUUUGUAUAUACUCCUCGUCCAUUGACCAUCAAAGCAAUUGGUGCAUCUCAAAGCAUUCCUGGCAGUGUAACUUAUUUGAAUCUCAACAACGACACAACUCCGGCAAUGGCUAUGAAGGCUGGAGACCUCAACUUUGUUACUAAACUAGGAUUGGGAUUAACUAUCCAAGUGGAAUCAUCCAAUAUUUUCAAUCUAGUCUUUGAAUCAGUAGAGCUAUCAGGCAGUCUGAUAUCUUUGGUGGAUGGAUCAACACUUCCCACAAGCUCGUUGUUUAAUAUGACUGGAAGUGUUGCUGGUGCAUCGGUGCCCCAGGGUUCAAGCACAUUCAAUAUGCCAAUAUUCUUUUAUUGGUCCAUCAAUGCGCCAUUGAACAGCAGCGAACCUUUCACUUCAGCCCUUGCCAAAUAUUGCAGUCUUCCGCCACCAUCCUCCACAUCCUCGCUUUUGUCCGGUGCAGAUACCAUAGAUGGACCUCAAAACAGCGAUUCUAUUGUGGCGUCCAAAUCCAACACCUUGCAAGUCAACUACACUCUUGUAAUGCACAAGAAAAUUCUCUUUUGGAAUUAUGCUCCAGGCAUUUCAUCUCAAAUAUUGCAGAUUCCUUGUCCAUCGCAGUUUGGUGACUUUUUGAUGACAGUACAAAGUGUAACUAGCAGAAACAAUUCAACCGCUACUAACCCACCUCGUACAACUUCAACCACUGUUAACCCACCUCCUGCAAUGCCAACCACUGUCAAUCUACCUCCUACAAUCCCAAUCAUCGUUAAUCCACCUCCUGCACCAUCAACCACUGUCAAUCUACCUCCUGUAAUUGUUACAUUUACUUCUCGUCCUACGUCUGUAGCCAUGGUGACAUCGCUGGCAACUAUAAUGGAUUCUUGA